Centrocercus urophasianus (Greater sage-grouse) is the source of this 1398-nucleotide messenger RNA. It is a transcript of the gene SLC22A31, whose product is annotated as solute carrier family 22 member 31. Gene Ontology annotation, biological process: transmembrane transport. The transcript is spliced from 9 exons. The record is from RefSeq and is a predicted model, not a curated record. Lineage: Eukaryota; Metazoa; Chordata; Aves; Galliformes; Phasianidae. Gene Ontology annotation, cellular component: membrane. Gene Ontology annotation, molecular function: transmembrane transporter activity. The coding region runs from base 1 to 1398 and encodes 465 amino acids.
AUGCCCGCCGCCGGGCUGCGUUCCAAUCUGGUCACGGAGUGGGACCUGGUGUGUGCCGCACGUUGGAAGGUGCCCCUGGAGCAAACCACGCACCUGCUGGGCUGGGCGCUGGGCAGCAUCGCUGCAGGCAUGGCCUGCGACAGGUUUGGCCGCCGUCCCACCUUCCUGGUGUCCGUGGGGCUGGCGGUGCCACUGGGGCUCAGCGUGGCGUUGGCCAUCGACUUUGUCAUGGUGCUGGUGGCACGGCUGCUCUUUGGGGCUGCGCUGGCCGGAGCCUUCCUAUCCCUCUACGUGGCACGGCUGGAGCUGUGUGACCCCCCGCACCGGCUGGAGGUGACGAUGAUCGCCGGCUUCUCCUGGCUGGCGGGAGAACUGCUGCUGCCGGGGCUGGCGGUGCUGUGCCGGGACUGGCGGGUGCUGCAGGGCGCCGUGACGGCCGUGCUGGCGCUGCUGGCAGCGUGUUGGUGGUGCCCGGCGCUGCUGCUCGAGUCCCCGCGCUGGCUGUUGGCCACGCAGCAGCUGGAACGGGCCAGGAAGACGCUGCGGGCGCUGGCGGGGAGCGGCGGAUGCGGGGCCGAGGAGCGGAGCAGCACCAUGGCGGAGCUGGAGGCGCUGGCAGAGCAGUGCCCGCAGCCCCACUACCACAGCGUGUGCGAGAUCUUCGGCACCAGGGUCAUCUGGAAGAACGCCGUCAUCCUCGGCUUCACCGCGUUCAUCGGCUCCGGCAUCCGGCACUGCUUCACCCGCAAUCUGGCCCCGCACCUCCCGCGUUUCCUGCCCGCGUACUUCGCGCUGCGGGGCCCCGAAGCGGCCGCGUGCCUUUUCCUCUGCGUCACCGCGGAGCGCUGCGGGCGUCGCGCUGUGCUGCUGCUGUGCACUGUGCUGACCGGCACCGCCUCGCUGCUGCUGCUGGCGCUCACACAGUACCUCCUGGAGCUCAUCGUGCUGAUGCUUUCCGUGCUGGGGGUCACCGCCUCGCACGCCGUCACCAUGCUCAGCAUCUUCUUCGCCAGCGAGGUGCUGCCCACCGUGGUCAGAGGCGCGGGGCUGGGCCUGGUUGUGGGGGCCAACCUGGUGGGCUCCGCGGCCGCCCCCAUCGCCGCCGUCGCCAGCAGCCGCGGGUUCUUCCUGCACCACCUGGUGUUCGCCUCCUUCGCCAUCCUGGCGGUGCUCAGCAUCAUGCUGCUGCCCGAGAGCCAGGGCCGCCGCCUGCCCCAUUCCCUGCAGGAGGGCGAGAACCAGCGCCGGCCCCCCCUCUUCCGCCGUCCCCCCCGCGAGGACCACCUCCCCCUGCUCGCCCCCCGCGGCAUCCCCCACGACUAUUCCCGCAUCGUCCCCUCUGCCCAAAGGGCGCUGGGAUCGGGCCGCGGCCCUGCGAGUCCCCCUACCCAGACGUAG